AUGUGCAAACAUAUACUUAAUGCUCAAGUCUCUAUUAGAGCGAUAUGUUGUAAGAGAUGGUUUGAUUGCCCAGAGUGUCAUAAGGAACAAACAGAUCAUCCACUAAAGAGAACAGAAGAGAUUACAUUGGCGUGCAAGAAGUGCAAGAAGGUGUUUAGAAAGAAUACAGCUGAGGAGAUGGAUGAGGCAGAUGAGUUCUGUCCACAUUGUGGU
Messenger RNA from Acytostelium subglobosum LB1, 213 nucleotides. RefSeq lists its product as hypothetical. Gene Ontology annotation, cellular component: mitochondrial intermembrane space. The record is from RefSeq and is a predicted model, not a curated record. Gene Ontology annotation, molecular function: zinc ion binding. The annotation marks the transcript as partial. The transcript has 2 exons. NCBI's taxonomy places the organism in Eukaryota, Evosea, Eumycetozoa, Acytosteliales, Acytosteliaceae. Gene Ontology annotation, biological process: protein import into mitochondrial intermembrane space.